CCUGCUCCGUCUUCUGCGCUGUCGACGAAGAAUGGCCGCCGCUGCAGCAGGAAUAAACAAGCAGGGCGCCGUAGCGACGAUGGAGCCCUGCAUCCGACACGGGAGGGGAGCCAGUGGAAACACGGUUAAGGUGCUGGAGUGUGGCGUGUGUGAGGACGUCUUCUCUCUCCAAGGGGACAAGGUCCCUCGUCUGUUGCUCUGCGGUCACACAGUGUGCCAUGAUUGUCUCACCCGGUUGCCCCUCCACGGCAGAGCGGUCCGCUGCCCCUUUGACAGACAGGUCACUGAGCUGGGAGACUCUGGAGUUUGGGGUCUGAAGAAGAACUUUGCUCUGCUGGAACUCUUGGAGCGACUCCAGAAUGGAGCCUCUAAUCAGUCGGGAAUGGCGGAGGAUGCUCUGAAAGGCAUGGGAGAAUGCAUAAUACGGUGCGACGAGGACGAGAGCCACACAGCCUCCAUGUACUGCACCGUGUGCGCCACCCACCUGUGUGCCGAGUGCUCCCAGCUCACCCACUCCACCCGCACUCUGGCCAAACACCGCCGGGUGCCGCUGGCCGACAAGCCUCACGAGAAGACCCUGUGCCCGCAGCAUCAGGUCCACGCCAUCGAGUUUGUGUGCCUGGAGGAGGCCUGUCAGUCCGGGCCUCUCAUGUGCUGCGUGUGCAAGGAGUACGGCAAGCACCAGGGACAUAAGGUGCACGCUGUUCUCGAGACCGAAGCAAAUCAGAUCCGUGCGUCCAUUUUGGACAUGGCCCACUGCAUCCGCACCUUCACAGACGAGGUGUCCGAGUACUCGAGGAAGCUGGUCGGCAUCGUGCAGCAGAUAGAAGGCGGGGAGCAAAUAGUAGAGGAUGGGGUCGGCAUGGCGCACACUGAACAUGUCCCUGGCACAGCGGAGAGCGCACGCUCCUGUGUCCGGGCUUACUUCGCCGACCUCCACGAGACUCUGUGUCGGCAGGAGGAAAUGGCGCUGAGCGUGGUGGACGCUCAUGUCAGGGAGAGGCUGAUCUGGCUGAGGCAGCAGCAGGAGGACAUGACCAUCCUGCUGUCUCAGGUGUCCACCGCCUGCCUGCACUGUGAGAAAACACUGCAGCAGGAUGACUGCAGAGUCGUGCUGGCAAAGCAGGAGAUCAGCUGUUUGCUGGAGACCCUACAGAAGCAGCAGCACCAGUUCACUGAGCUGGCAGAUCACAUCCAGCUGGAUGCUGGCAUCCCCGUCACCUUCACCAAGGACAACCGGGUCCACAUUGGUCCAAAGAUGGAGAUCCGUGUUGUGACCUUGGGGCUCGACGGCGCCGGGAAAACCACCAUCCUCUUCAAGCUGAAACAAGAUGAGUUCAUGCAACCCAUCCCAACUAUCGGUUUCAAUGUGGAGACAGUUGAAUAUAAGAACUUGAAAUUCACCAUCUGGGAUGUGGGUGGAAAACAUAAGCUCAGACCUCUCUGGAAACACUACUACCUGAACACUCAAGCGGUGGUGUUCGUGAUCGACAGCUGCCACAGAGACAGACUCAUGGAGGCUCACAGUGAGCUGGCCAAACUACUGACGGAGAAGGAGCUGAGAGACGCCCUGCUGCUCAUCUUUGCAAACAAACAGGACGUCCCCGGCGUCGUCUCGGUGGAGGAGAUGACGGAGCUGCUGAGCCUCCACAAGCUGUGCUGCGGGAGGAGCUGGCACAUCCAGGGCUGCGACGCCCGCAGCGGGAUGGGCCUCCACGAGGGCUUGGAUUGGCUCUCCAGGCAGCUGGUGGCUGCUGGCGUCCUGGACGUGGCCUAAGUGAAACCUCCCUGUCCUUACUGACUCUCCCCCUAAACAACCCCCCCCACCCCCAACCCCCACCCCCAGCCUCUUCACCAGUUCUCUUACAACUUCCGAGUAUUAAAAUUUAAGACAGCACCGCGGCUUUAAGCCCUCUCUCGUCAUCUUUCCCUCUUUGUGCACCGAGAAAACACAGAUGUAAAUACUCUCUAGGCUCAUUUAAUGGGAACAUGGAAAAUAAUAACUAUCUAAGUCUGUCCUACUGCGAACAAACUCCCAUCCUGCUUCAUUUCUAAGGCAGCUUACACCGUCUAACGUUAGUUUCUCUUCGUUCUAACCCUUUCAGGAGACGACGCUGUUUAUCCGGUAUCUAUAACUAGUCGACUUAGGUCCAUUCAAAUGUUAGAAAUGCUCCUUGUGCCCUGACAGAGUGAACUGUAUCUGUAUUUUCUGUCUCACAUGUUAUUCACCACGACCACAGCCACCACCACAGGCGACGGUAAUCUCAACUAAAAAUGCAGAGCAGUCCGUAUCGUAACGACAGCAUCGUUUUGUUUGCGCAGAUCAUCGUGAAAAUGCCCCUUUAGUUGGAUCCAGUUUAUCUGCAGGCGAGUGGGGGGGGGGGGCGUUCACUACAGGUAAUAUAAUAAUAAACCCAGAGGACUUCCAGUGAUGGAGAAAUGUUCAGAUUCUUGGCCUUGUCAUCUAAUGUAAGCAAUAGCAGCUGAUGUCUUUUAAGUUGUGUGUUCAAGUUUUGGUUUUUUUUUUU
This is a messenger RNA of Seriola aureovittata, 2528 nucleotides long. RefSeq names its product tripartite motif containing 23 (gene trim23). NCBI's taxonomy places the organism in Eukaryota, Metazoa, Chordata, Actinopteri, Carangiformes, Carangidae. The transcript is spliced from 11 exons. Gene Ontology annotation, molecular function: GTPase activity; GTP binding; zinc ion binding. The record is from RefSeq and is a predicted model, not a curated record. Gene Ontology annotation, cellular component: plasma membrane; cytoplasm; lysosomal membrane. Gene Ontology annotation, biological process: vesicle-mediated transport; intracellular protein transport. The coding region runs from base 32 to 1777 and encodes 581 amino acids.